Priapulus caudatus is the source of this 1308-nucleotide messenger RNA. Its product is annotated as 5-hydroxytryptamine receptor-like. Bases 182 to 1306 code for a protein of 374 amino acids. Gene Ontology annotation, cellular component: membrane; dendrite. Gene Ontology annotation, biological process: chemical synaptic transmission; G protein-coupled receptor signaling pathway, coupled to cyclic nucleotide second messenger. Gene Ontology annotation, molecular function: G protein-coupled serotonin receptor activity; neurotransmitter receptor activity. The record is from RefSeq and is a predicted model, not a curated record. Lineage: Eukaryota; Metazoa; Priapulida; Priapulimorpha; Priapulimorphida; Priapulidae. The transcript has 2 exons.
CAUAUACCGCCUGCAUCAUCGCCAUCAUCACCGCUGCCACUACUGUCACUGAUCUUGAAGAGAACCAGAAGAGUUGCUAGCAAACGCAGGCGACCGGAGCGCCACCGUGCGGCGACGAUGACGUAACGAGGAAAACGACAGGCACGCUAGGGUAGCAUACCCUACGCAUCGACUCCGCAACAUGGCGGCGACCGUCGCCAUGACGACGACGUCCGCGUACGCCGACUACUGGGACGCCACCUCGCGGCUACCCGCCUACCUCGCCAACGCGAGCGACGGAAACGGCACCGUCGCGGCAAACGUCACGGUAACGGAAACGUACGUCACUUCCGCUUACGGCGGCGGGCUCGUUCCCGCGUACGGCCUCGUCGAGUUCGUCUUCGUCUCCAGCAUCCUCGGCAUUCUCAUCCUCAUGACGAUCGUCGGCAACGUGUUCGUCAUCGCCGCCAUCAUCCUCGAGAAGAACCUGCAGAGCGUCGCCAACCAUCUGAUCCUAUCUCUAGCGGUUGCCGACCUACUAGUAGCCGCCCUCGUUAUGCCUCUGAGCGCCGUCUACGAGGUAACCAAAACCUGGUUCCUCGGCCGACAGAUCUGCAACAUGUGGACGUCGCUGGACGUGCUCUGCUGCACCGCUUCGAUUCUCCAUCUCGUCAUCAUCUCGUUGGAUCGAUAUUGGGCGAUCACGAGUAUCGAUUACAUCCAUCGGCGAACCCCGAAGCGGAUCGGACUGAUGAUCGUGAUGGUGUGGGUGAUAUCGGCGGCGAUAUCGAUCGCUCCGCUGUUCGGAUGGCGCGAUCCGGAGACGGCGCACGCGUCCGACACGUGCCUCAUCAGCCAGGACAUUGGAUACACGUUCUUUUCGACGUUCGGAGCGUUUUAUAUUCCGAUGGUCGUCAUGCUAUCGGUGUACUACAAGAUCUAUCGAGCUGCGAAAAGUCGCAUUCGUAAGAAGCCCGGAGGAAGAGCGAAGAUGCAGCUGCCUCCGCCGAGCACGGUCGGCGCCGUACAGACGGAGGCGACGACGAUGACGCACCUCAACAACGAACGCAAGGCAGCAAAAACACUCGCCAUCAUCACGGGAUCCUUCCUGCUCUGCUGGCUGCCUUUCUUCAUCCUGGAGGUAGUGAAGCCAUUCUGUCACGACUGUUUCCAGGGAUUGGAUGCGAUGGUGAGCGUACUGCUGUGGCUCGGCUACUUCAACAGCUUGUUGAAUCCAGUCAUCUACACGAUAUUCUCUCCGGACUUUAGAAACGCUUUCCAUAAGAUCUUGCUCGGACGCUACAGGAAGAAAUACUAUCCGCACUGAUA